AUGAAGGGGUCACCAAGGGACCACCACGGGACCACGAAGGGGUCACCAAGGGACCACCAAGGGACCACCAAGGGGUCACCAAGGGGUCACCAAGGGACCACCAAGGGACCACCAAGGGGUCACCAAGAGACCACCACGGGACCACGAAGGGGUCUCCAAGGUGUCACCAAGGGACCACCAAGGGGUCACCAAGAGACCACCACGGGACCACGAAGGGGUCUCCAAGGUGUCACCAAGGGACCACCAAGGGGCCACCAAGGGGUCACCAAGGGACCACCACGGGACCACGAAGGGGUCUCCAAGGUGUCACCAAGGGGUCACCAAGGGACCACCAAGGGUACUGCCACCUCCCCCAGUACUGCCACCCCCCCCAGUACUGCCACCUCCCCCCAGUACUGCCCCCUGCCCCCUCCCCCAGUACUGCCACCUCCCCCCUGCCACCUCCCCCCAGUACUGCCCCCUCCCCCCUCCCCCAGUACUGCCACCUCCCCCAGUACUGCCCCCUCCCCCACUGCCCCUCCCAGUACUGCCCCCUCCCCCAGUACUGCCACCUCCCCCCUGCCCCCCCCAGUACUGCCACCUCCCCCCUGCCCCUCCCCCAGUACUGACACCUCCCCCAGUACUGACACCUCCCCCACCUCCCCCAGUACUGCCAUCUCCCCCUAG
This is a messenger RNA of Oncorhynchus tshawytscha (Chinook salmon), 666 nucleotides long. RefSeq names its product proline-rich receptor-like protein kinase PERK8. The transcript is spliced from 2 exons. The record is from RefSeq and is a predicted model, not a curated record. Bases 1 to 666 code for a protein of 221 amino acids. NCBI's taxonomy places the organism in Eukaryota, Metazoa, Chordata, Actinopteri, Salmoniformes, Salmonidae.